AAUAACUUCUUUUAACUCCGUGCUCUCUCUUUCCUCGCCGUUGUCUGAGUCCUGAACCCUAAAAACAUCCCCCGCCUCUUCCUCUCAAGACCUAGAAAAAUCUCAGGUUGUCUCGUUGGGUUCAGAUUUGUGUGAUUUCACGACAUGACUAGGGUUUAUGUCGGGAAUUUGGACCCGAAGGUUACUGAAAGGGAGCUCGAAGAUGAAUUCAGGGUCUUUGGUGUUCUUCGCAAUGUUUGGGUAGCUCGUAGGCCUCCAGGCUACGCUUUCCUCGAGUUCGAUGACGAAAGGGAUGCUUUGGAUGCGAUCAGGACAUUGGAUAGAAAGAAUGGGUGGCGUGUGGAGCUUUCUCACAAAGACAAGGGAGGUCGGGGAGCUGGUGGCCGUCGUGGUGGGAUUGAGGACUCCAAGUGCUAUGAGUGUGGUGAACUUGGACACUUUGCACGGGAGUGUCGCCGCGGUCGAGGCUCUGGGAGGCGUAGAAGUCCUAGUCCUCGUCGUCGUAGGAGUCCAGAUUAUGGGUAUGCACGCAGGAGUAUAAGCCCACGUGGAAGAAGAUCUCCUCCAAGGCGUCGCAGUGUUACUCCACCUCGUCGUGGGCGGAGCUACAGCAGAUCCCCUCCUUAUCGUGGUACACGCCGUGAUUCUCCUCGCCGCCGAGACUCACCUUAUGGUCGACGUUCACCAUAUGCCAAUGGGGUGUAAACCAGUAUGAUGCUAUAUCUGGCUAUAUGUGGCGCCUUUUAGGAUUAGAUCUAUAUAUCUGCUAUGCUAUUAGUUCUUCUAGGAUUGGUUUGAGCUUGGACAUGUCAUGGUGUUCUCGUGUUUUAUUAGACAAUUGGAUUUGGUGAAUUCUCCUUCAAGCUGUUUUCCAACAGCCCUCUUGA
Molecule: messenger RNA, 887 nt
Organism: Capsella rubella
Lineage: Eukaryota; Viridiplantae; Streptophyta; Magnoliopsida; Brassicales; Brassicaceae
Product: serine/arginine-rich splicing factor RSZ21
Exons: 6
Coding region: 145-705 (186 amino acids)
Biological process (GO): mRNA splicing, via spliceosome
Cellular component (GO): nuclear speck
Molecular function (GO): RNA binding; zinc ion binding
Source: RefSeq, a predicted model, not a curated record